This is a messenger RNA of Microthlaspi erraticum, 1230 nucleotides long. Lineage: Eukaryota; Viridiplantae; Streptophyta; Magnoliopsida; Brassicales; Brassicaceae. The record is from the annotation of a GenBank genome assembly.
AUGGCAUCUUCGACAUCAAUCAAAUCACGCCACGUGGCUGUAAUCGGAGCUGGAGCCGCCGGACUAGUGGCGGCGAGAGAGCUUCGACGAGAAGGUCACUCCGUCGUCGUUUUCGAGAGGCAGAAACAGGUCGGAGGAACCUGGAUCUACACCGAUCAUGUCGAGUCGGAUCAGUUAAGCGUCGACCCGACCCGAAUCGUCGUUCACUCGAGCGUCUAUGACUCUCUCCGAACUAACCUUCCUCGAGAAUGUAUGGGAUUCAGAGACUUCCCGUUCGCGAUCCGAUCCGGCGAAUCCAGAGAUCAGAGGAGGUUUCCGAGUCACGGUGAAGUUCUGGCGUAUCUGCAGGAUUUCGGUAAGGAAUUUGGCAUCGAGGAGCUGAUCCGGUUCGAGACGACUGUUGUGCGUGGUUCUCCGGCGGCGAAAAUCGACGGCGGAGAAGGAAUCGGAAAAUGGAGAAUCGAAUCUACAGAGAAGGAGAAGAAAAUUCAUUGCGAUGAGAUUUACGAUGCAGUCGUUGUUUGUAAUGGACAUUACAUUGAACCUCGUCUCGCUGAAAUUCCAGCCAUAACUAUCGUCUUCCACAACCUUUCAAAGAUCAGUGGUGAUGAUAUAAGCAGAGACAUUGCUGGAUUUGCCAAAGAAGUUCAUGUGGCUUCUUGGUCAAAUCCAGCUGAUACAUACAUCAAACAAACUGGUCACCCUAACCUCUGGAUGCAUUCAAUGAUUGAGCGUGUCCUUGAGAAUGGUUCUGUGGUUUUUCAGAAUGGGAAAACGGUUUUGGCUCAUGUGAUAAUGCAUAGCACUGGGUAUAAGUAUGACUUCUCGUUUCUUGAUACCAAUGGAAGUGUUACUGUAGAUGAUAAUCGUGUUGGUCCAUUGUACAAACACAUCUUCCCUCCACCAUUAGCACCGUCGCUCUCCUUCGUGGGAUACCAUGUUAUACCGUUUCCUAUGUUUGAGCUGCAAAGCAAGUGGAUUGCGGGUGUUUUGUCGGGUCGGAUCAUGCUUCCUUCAAAGGAAGAUAUGUUAAUGGAAAUCAAGAACUUGUAUGCAACACUUGAAGGGGAAGGGAUUCCUAAGCGAUAUACUCACUCUUUGGGCAUCAACCAUUUUGAGUACAAUGAUUGGUUGGCUUCACAAAUAUGGGUGCUCAGGAACAGAGGAGUGGAGGAAAGAGAUGUUUUUGACGAGUUUCAUGAGGAAGAUGGAGAAUCCGGAGACGUAUAG